This is a messenger RNA of Brassica oleracea var. oleracea, 2057 nucleotides long. RefSeq names its product phosphatidylinositol 3,4,5-trisphosphate 3-phosphatase TPTE2. Gene Ontology annotation, cellular component: cytosol. Lineage: Eukaryota; Viridiplantae; Streptophyta; Magnoliopsida; Brassicales; Brassicaceae. The record is from RefSeq and is a predicted model, not a curated record. Gene Ontology annotation, biological process: dephosphorylation. Gene Ontology annotation, molecular function: phosphatidylinositol-3,4,5-trisphosphate 3-phosphatase activity. The coding region runs from base 145 to 1890 and encodes 581 amino acids. The transcript has 13 exons.
GGGGGACUCAUUAAUUGAUCGUUAAUCUCCGCACGUCCAUCAGAGAAAUUUCGAAUCCUUCCUUCCUUCCUUCCUUGAAUCUCUUCUCCGCCGUGAGCUCAUCGUCCCCGCAUUCUCCGUGAUUAAGGCAUUGGACUGGUGAAAAUGGAGACUGAUCAUGCCGACUCUUUACCACCUAAGAUCUCUGAGAAAGAUGCAGGAGGAGAAACUCCUAGAGAAUCCACUAGCACAGAAGCUUCAACUGCAAAGGUGGAGCCUCGGAGUAAAGCAGAGGAUGAGAUAGUUCCAUGCCCGCCUGGUUCCUCGCCGCCGUCUAUGUUUUCUUCCUCUGCUCUUUCUUCUUGGGCCAAGAGUUUUAACGCUGCAGAUUCUGGGAUUUCGGCUUUCACUAGGUUCACCUCUGAGCUUGGUCUGCAUUUGCCGACGAAAGGGUCUGACGAGGUCGGUGAAUCGCCGAACAUACAAGUUGGUGGUGGUGCUCUUGAGUCGCUCACGAAAGCCGUGGUGGAUUCUUCGCUUGGUGCCGUGAAAGCAAUGCAGGUGAAAGCACGCCACAUUGUCUCUCAGAACAAGAGAAGAUACCAGGAAGGGGAGUUUGAUUUGGACAUGACAUACAUAACUGAGAAUAUAAUCGCAAUGGGGUUCCCAGCUGGUGAUAUAAGCUCUGGUCUUUUCGGAUUUUUCGAGGGACUAUAUCGCAAUCACAUGGAGGAGGUGAUCAAGUUUUUUGAAACUCAUCACAAGGACAAGUAUAAGGUCUACAACCUUUGUUCAGAGAGAUUGUACGAUGCUUCAAGGUUUGAGGGGAAGGUUGCAUCUUUCCCGUUUGAUGACCAUAACUGUCCUCCAAUUCAACUAAUACCAUCGUUUUGUCAAAGUGCAUACACAUGGUUGAAGGACGACAUCCAGAAUGUAGUGGUAGUUCAUUGUAAAGCUGGUAUGGCAAGAACCGGUCUGAUGAUUUGCUGUCUUCUUCUAUAUCUCAAGUUCUUUCCUACAGCAGAGGAAGCUAUUGAUUACUAUAACCAAAAGAGAUGUCUCGACGGGAGAGCUCUGACUCUCCCCAGUCAGAUUCGAUAUGUCAAGUACUACGAACGUGUUCAAAAUCAGUUUGGUGGGAAAGUUCCACCUGAACGAAGAUGUAUGCUCAGAGGAUUUCGCUUAAUCAACUGCCCUUACUGGAUCAGACCAGCCAUUACCAUCUCUAACCACAAUGAUAUACUUUUCUCAACAAAGAAACAUGAGAAGACCAAGGACUUAGUGCCUGAAGAUUUUUGGAUUAAAGCACCGAAGAAAGGAGUUGUUGUCUUUGCAAUACCUGGUGAAGCUGGUCUAACGGAACUAGCAGGCGACUUCAAAAUCCACUUUCAAGACAGUGAUGGAGAUUUCUAUUGUUGGCUUAAUACUACACUGACUGAUACCAGAACAAUGCUGAAAGGUAUCGACUUUGAUGGCUUUGAAAAGAGAAAACUACCUGCUCCGGGGUUCCAUGUCGAGAUAGUAAUGGCAGAAUCCGACAGCUCCACCCAACAACGACCACAAAGCAGCUCCGGUGCUGAUUCAGGCAAAAUCAAGUCCAAACAGAGCAGAGACGAUGAUGUAUUCUCCGACAGUGAUGGGGAAGAGGAAGGAAACUCUAAACACACAGAGUCUAAUUCAACAAUCGAGAAAACCGCAGGCUCGAUGCACCAAACUAGUAGAGAUCACCAGAUCAAUGAGCCACCAAAGACUGAUGACCAUUCUGCAAACAAGAGUUCAUCGUCCUCGGGUCUUUAUAAUAAUAAUCCAGUGCAAGACGACUCAUUGGCAGUUAGUAAUAUCAAAGCCAUUGCUGCAGAUGCAUCGGUCUUCUCCUUUGGAGACGAGGAAGAAGACUAUGAAAGCGACUGAGCUUGAGAAUUCAAGUUUUACCAUAUAAACAGUUUACACACAAGUAAAACAUUUUUUUGUAUGGACUCUGUUUCUAUAUAAAUAAUACUCUAUCCGUUUUAUAAUACUUGAUGUUUUAGAAGAUAUUUGUUGUUUCAAAAUAGAUGAAAUUUUGAUAUAUUUAUAUU